UUCCAUGGGGUCGUCUGAUCCAAGCAGCACGUGCACGGCCUCUUCCUCUCCUUCCACGUCGCCGCGGCUCACCGCCGGCGUCGUCAACUUCUUGGCACGCCGUGCCAUGACCACGCACCACCGACCAGCAGCAGCAGCACCAUUUCCCCUCCACUCGCCGGGCUCCUCCACCGGCUCCGCCGACUCCGCGCCGUGGACCAGCUGCUGCCACCACCGCCACGCCCCGGCCACGCCGCCCCCGCUGCCGUCCGACACCAGCGGCGCCGACGAGAAGCUCCUGCUCAACGUGCUCUCCCGGCACCAGGGUGCCUCCGCGCACGAGGCAGCGGCGGCGGCGCUGCCGCUGAAGCAGGGGGCCGCCGACGCCGAGCGCGCGUUCCGCGGCGUGCGGAAGCGGCCUUGGGGCAAGUACGCGGCGGAGAUCCGGGACUCGACGCGGAACGGCGUCAGGGUGUGGCUGGGCACGUUCGAGAGCCCGGAGGCGGCGGCUCUCGCUUACGACCAGGCGGCCUUCGCCCUGCGCGGUGGCGCCGCCGUUCUCAACUUCCCCGCCGACCAGGUCCGCCGCUCGCUCGAGGGCGCGGAGGAAGACACCCGUGGGGUGUCGCCCGUGCUGGCACUCAAGCGCCGGCACUCCAUGCGGAGCCGAAAGGCCGCACCGUCGUCGGCGGCGUGCCGCAAGGCCCGUGGCCGGCCGGAGGGCGUGGUGAUGGAGCUGGAGGACCUUGGCGCAGAGUACCUCGAGGAACUGCUCGGCGCCUCCGACGGCAUGGCGACCUCGGCCUCCGAUUCAUGGUGCUCGAGCCACCAUUCCAUCUGAUUCCCGCUCAAGUCAGGAUUCUGCACCCAUGAGGCGCCCGGCAUGCAAGAAGUAGGCGACGAUGGAUUGGAUUGAUCGCCAUUUGUGUAGUUUUCUGUGGGGAUUGAGAAACGGUUUGCCAAACCGACGGCCGUUGGUGAAAGACGUGGAGUGUGACAAAUGUUUGGGUUUGAAUUCAGUCAAAAUGAAUGCAUGGUUGUGGAUAGUUCAUAGGCGCCAAAUUUGAAAU
Messenger RNA from Hordeum vulgare subsp. vulgare (domesticated barley), 1049 nucleotides. Its product is annotated as ethylene-response factor C3-like. Gene Ontology annotation, molecular function: DNA-binding transcription factor activity; DNA binding. The record is from RefSeq and is a predicted model, not a curated record. The transcript has a single exon. Lineage: Eukaryota; Viridiplantae; Streptophyta; Magnoliopsida; Poales; Poaceae. Gene Ontology annotation, biological process: regulation of DNA-templated transcription; ethylene-activated signaling pathway. The coding region runs from base 5 to 820 and encodes 271 amino acids.